CAACCUGAUGGCCAAAUGCCCAGCGAUAAAACUAUCGGAGGAGGAGACGAUUCCUUCAACACAUUUUUCAGCGAGACAGGCGCAGGAAAACAUGUGCCAAGAGCAGUGUUCGUGGAUCUUGAACCAACUGUUGUUGAUGAGGUUCGCACUGGAACAUACAGACAGCUCUUUCACCCUGAGCAACUCAUUACUGGAAAAGAGGAUGCUGCCAACAACUAUGCAAGAGGCCAUUACACCAUUGGUAAAGAAAUUGUUGAUCUGGUGCUUGAUCGUGUUCGUAAACUGGCAGAUCAGUGCACUGGACUCCAAGGAUUCCUCAUCUUUCACAGCUUUGGCGGUGGUACGGGGUCAGGCUUUGCCUCUCUUCUGAUGGAAAGAUUGUCAGUAGACUACGGCAAGAAAUCUAAACUUGAGUUUGCCAUUUACCCUGCACCUCAGGUUUCAACAGCAGUAGUUGAGCCGUACAAUUCCAUCCUGACCACCCACACCACCCUUGAGCACUCUGACUGUGCUUUCAUGGUGGACAAUGAGGCCAUCUACGAUAUCUGCCGCCGCAACUUGGACAUUGAGCGUCCCACAUAUACUAAUCUCAACAGACUCAUUGGUCAGAUUGUUUCUUCGAUCACAGCCUCUCUCCGCUUUGAUGGUGCCCUCAAUGUUGACCUCACGGAGUUCCAGACCAACCUGGUGCCUUAUCCACGCAUCCACUUUCCACUCGUCACAUAUGCCCCAGUCAUCUCAGCUGAGAAGGCGUACCAUGAGCAACUGUCUGUUGCAGAGAUCACCAAUGCCUGCUUUGAGCCAGCCAAUCAGAUGGUUAAGUGUGACCCUCGUCAUGGGAAGUACAUGGCUUGCUGCAUGCUGUACCGUGGUGAUGUGGUCCCUAAAGAUGUUAAUGCUGCCAUUGCGACCAUCAAGACCAAGAGGACCAUUCAGUUUGUUGACUGGUGCCCUACAGGCUUUAAGGUUGGCAUCAAUUACCAGCCACCAACUGUGGUUCCAGGGGGUGACCUUGCCAAAGUCCAGAGGGCUGUCUGCAUGUUGAGCAAUACCACUGCCAUUGCUGAGGCCUGGGCCCGCCUGGAUCACAAGUUUGAUCUUAUGUAUGCAAAGAGAGCCUUUGUGCACUGGUAUGUUGGAGAAGGAAUGGAGGAGGGAGAGUUUUCUGAGGCCCGUGAAGAUUUGGCAGCUCUAGAGAAAGAUUAUGAGGAGGUGGGGGUUGACUCUGUUGAAGGAGAAGGUGAAGAAGGAGAGUAGAUUUAUGGUGGAGACAAUAAUUGUUUUAACUGUUCGUGUGUUAGUAAAAGUGAGUUGUUCAUAAAUAUUCACAUUUUGUUUUCAAAUGUGUAAUUAAAUAAUAAAAGCAAGGUUAGUCUCUUAUUCACAGGCAUCGUUUCCAAAAUGUUUAAGAUUUUAUCUUGCAAAUAAUAUUAAAAUUUGUGGUUUGAAAGAAGGUUGCUGGUUAUGUAAACCUCAGUUUAUUGGUACAAAUUCAAUUUUGGGCCAAUAUUUAAUUAUAGGUACAGGAACAAUGACAAUGUGAAAAAAAACCCCAGAUCAGUCCUGUUUGAAAAUGGAAUUAGUUUUGUUCUUUUCCAGUAGAGGGCAACAGUGGUGCAAUUUUCUGGGAGAUUGGUACUCAAAGGCAACUGAAAGAUUAAACACAAG
Colossoma macropomum (tambaqui) is the source of this 1668-nucleotide messenger RNA. It is a transcript of the gene tuba7l, whose product is annotated as tubulin, alpha 7 like. Gene Ontology annotation, molecular function: structural constituent of cytoskeleton; GTP binding. NCBI's taxonomy places the organism in Eukaryota, Metazoa, Chordata, Actinopteri, Characiformes, Serrasalmidae. Gene Ontology annotation, biological process: mitotic cell cycle; microtubule cytoskeleton organization. Gene Ontology annotation, cellular component: microtubule; cytoplasm. The record is from RefSeq and is a predicted model, not a curated record. The transcript is spliced from 5 exons. Bases 16 to 1257 code for a protein of 413 amino acids.